This is a messenger RNA of Cokeromyces recurvatus, 776 nucleotides long. RefSeq names its product transmembrane adaptor Erv26-domain-containing protein. Gene Ontology annotation, molecular function: COPII receptor activity. Gene Ontology annotation, biological process: endoplasmic reticulum to Golgi vesicle-mediated transport. The coding region runs from base 37 to 729 and encodes 230 amino acids. Gene Ontology annotation, cellular component: Golgi membrane; endoplasmic reticulum membrane; COPII-coated ER to Golgi transport vesicle. The record is from RefSeq and is a predicted model, not a curated record. The transcript is spliced from 6 exons. Lineage: Eukaryota; Fungi; Mucoromycota; Mucoromycetes; Mucorales; Mucoraceae.
UUUUUUUGUUUCAAUCGUAAUCGGAUUAUUUGAAUAAUGUUAAGUGUUUUGCAUCUUGUUGCAUACGCUGCAACUGGGCUCGCCUUUUGUUCUGUUGUGCUUAGUUUAGCAUGUGGACUUUAUUAUCUUGCUGAAUUGAUAGAAGAGUAUUCUGUAUACACAAAAAAAGUUAUUAAAACGUUGACAAUUAUAAUUAUAUCUUUACACGUAUUAUUCUGGAUAUUUGAUCGUUUACCAUUUUUUCAUUUGGCCUUUUCAAUUUUUUGUCAUUGUGUCUAUAGUUUAAAUUUGAAAACAUUUCCCUUUAUCAGUUUGACAGGACUUCCUUUUAUUGGCAGUUGCAUACUUGUAUUUGCUGAUCAUUUCUUAUGGUUCAAGUAUUUCACAACACAUUACAGGCCAUUUAUGGACAUUGCAGCCUUCUUUGGUUUAUGUGUUUGGUUAGUUCCUUUUGCUUAUUUUAUUAGUUUGAGUGCUAAUGAUAAUGCAUUACCUACAAGUGACCCAGCAUUUGUAGAUGCUAUUCCACAUCAACAUAAACAGGGCUUAAUGAAGACGUUAUUAAGUUAUAUUGGUGUAAAAACACAAGAUACUACUAUGCUCACCACUUCUGCAGCAGAUUUCAAUUCAACAACAAAUACAAAUAUAUACAACCAACCGUCUAUGGGUGUCACGUCUAGUAUUCAUUACACACCACCAAGAGAUAUCCAAAAUAGAAAGACGUUGUAAUAAACACAAAAAAAAACUUAUUUUUUGCAAUUACUAUAGAAUAUAAU